AUCGCACUAUCCAUAUCCACGUUACCACUGUCCACUCCCGACAGAGAUUCCUCAUCAAACUCGCGAAGUCACUCAUGAUGUUUGGAGCGCCAUCACAUCGCAUCGAGAACCAGCUACGGGAGAUGUCUCGCACACUCGAACUGAACGUAGAAUGUAUACAUCUACCUGCCGUUUUCCUCAUGUCAUUCACAGACGAACAGUCCAAGACGACGGAAACAUUUUUGAUGCGCCAGCCAACCUCACUCGCCCUCGGGAACCUGCACGAAGUCCAUCAAAUCUAUCGUAAGGUCCUACAUGACGAGAUAGGGGCCCGAGAAGGAAUCAGGCGUCUUGACGAGCUGAUGGACGGGAAACCAGCAUACAAGAAAUGGGCUCGAUGUUUCUUCGCAUUUUGGCUUUCUGCCUUGAUCUGCCCACUCGCAUUCGGUGGAUCAUUCAUCGACAUGUGGAUUGCUGGCGUUGGGUCACUCAUCCUUUGCGCACUGCAAUUGACCGUAGUGCAGAAGAGCCAAGUGUACGCGAACGUGUUUGAGAUCACGAUGACUAUUCUGAUCUCGUUCGUUGCUCGCGGAUUGAGCAGCAUUCGAUCGGACAUAUUCUGCUACGAUGCGAUCGCCUCCGCCGGCAUAGUCGCGAUCUUGCCCGGGUUUCUCAUUCUGAGCAGCUCACUGGAGCUCGCAUCUAAAAACAUCCUCUGCGGAUCCGUCAAAAUGGUCUACGCCCUUACCUAUACCCUCUUCCUCGGCUUCGGCCUCCAGAUAGGCUCCGACUUCUACCUCCUCUUCGAUCCAAAAGCUCAUUUCUCGUGGUACCUCCAACCGUUCCCUUGGUGGACACAACUGUUCAUCGUGCCAUUGUUCGCACUGCUGAGUUCGUUGGCGAACCUGCAGCCGGUGGAUGCGGAAUUACUAGCUAUGGUGUUCAUCGCGUGUGUGGCAUGGACGGCGAACAAGCUUACGACUGUGUAUAUACACGACAGAGCGGACAUCGUUUCUGCCAUAGGGGCGGUCUCCGUGGGCGUUCUUGGGACGAUCUAUGGAAGGGCGAAGCGGGGGACCGCGUUCACAGCUAUGAUCACUGGUGUUUUGUUUUUGGUCCCAUCAGGCCUUUCGCAAGGAGGGAUGAUGACGAACGGGAACGGGAUAGAUAUUGGUGGUGCCAUGAUUGCGGUCACGACUGGUAUUACUGUCGGUCUCUACAUGAGCCAAACGUUAGUCUACUUGUUUGGUGCGAAGAGGGCCUCACAGUGGGGAUUCUAG
Messenger RNA from Stereum hirsutum FP-91666 SS1, 1259 nucleotides. Its product is annotated as DUF1212-domain-containing protein. NCBI's taxonomy places the organism in Eukaryota, Fungi, Basidiomycota, Agaricomycetes, Russulales, Stereaceae. The coding region runs from base 75 to 1259 and encodes 394 amino acids. Gene Ontology annotation, molecular function: transmembrane transporter activity. Gene Ontology annotation, biological process: transmembrane transport. The record is from RefSeq and is a predicted model, not a curated record. The transcript is spliced from 7 exons.